AAACGAGUUUCACCUAACGCGUCAAGACACUCCUACAUACAAAUACAUACACUCCCUUUGCAAAAAUACUCCUCCACAAAACAAACUCUCACACUCCCACCCACCCCACUCUCAAUUAACCUCAUUCUCUCUCUCUCUUACAGUCUCUUACUAUAUAUCUUCAUCCUCCUUACUUCCCACAAAACCUUUUCUACUCUUUCAAUUCUCCUCUAUUUAAUCCAAAUUUAUAAUAAUAAAAAAAGAAAAGAAAAGAUGACAUCAAAAGACUGUGGGCACGACGAUGACGAUCGGAAGGGAGCAUUCCAUCGUCUAAUAGGAGGCAUCUUAACCUUCAUAGUCCUAGUCCUGUUGGUCGUCUUCAUAAUAUGGCUAGUCCUACGCCCCACCAAACCAAGGUUUGUACUCCAAGAUGCAACCGUCUACGCCUUCAACGUGACCGCACCAAACCUUCUAACGGCUACCUUCCAAGUGACCCUUUCCUCCCGCAACCCAAACGAGCGCAUCGGAGUCUACUACGAGCGCUUAGAUGUACACGCAUCCUACCGCAACCAGCAGAUCACACUACCAGCAAGGAUGCCGUACACUUACCAAGGUCAUAAAGAUGUCACUAUUUGGUCUCCCUUUCUUUACGGCAACAAUGUUCCUAUUGCUCCUUACUUAGGUAUGUCCUUACAACAAGAUCAGAACGCCGGUUUGGUUGUCAUGAAGAUCAAGGUUAAUGGUCGUGUUAAGUGGAAGGUUGGCACUUGGGUUUCCGGAAGAUAUCAUUUGAAUGCUAAUUGUCCUGCUUACCUCUCUUUUGGUAACAAAGGUAACGCCUUUAAUAAUCUUGGUUCUUCUGAUGUUAAGUUUCAGAUUUCUAGUAGCUGUCAAGUUGAUGUCGCUAUUUAAUUCGGGUCCCCACCAUCAUCAACUGUACCACCUUUUUUCAUGGACCUUACAAGUACCACGAGUAUUGUUUAGCUAGCUACUACCAGUAUACUCUUCCAUCAUAGUAGUACUUCGUGUUAAUUAAUUAAUUAGCUUGUGUAAUUUUUACUCUUUCAUACGAUUUAUCUUUUUUUUUUUUUUAAAAAAAAUAAUUGUGGCUUGGUAAUUACAGCUAGCUAAUAAGCACAAUUUUAAGUAAUUUGUAAAUGUUAUUGAUGAUCAGAUCAUUAAUUAGUUCAUUAUUACUCAUAUUAUUAUAGUCUCAAUUAUACAUACAUAGCCAAUAA
Molecule: messenger RNA, 1217 nt
Organism: Chenopodium quinoa (quinoa)
Lineage: Eukaryota; Viridiplantae; Streptophyta; Magnoliopsida; Caryophyllales; Amaranthaceae
Product: NDR1/HIN1-like protein 1
Exons: 1
Coding region: 253-891 (212 amino acids)
Biological process (GO): defense response to other organism
Source: RefSeq, a predicted model, not a curated record